This is a messenger RNA of Episyrphus balteatus (marmalade hoverfly), 391 nucleotides long. Its product is annotated as flexible cuticle protein 12-like. NCBI's taxonomy places the organism in Eukaryota, Metazoa, Arthropoda, Insecta, Diptera, Syrphidae. The transcript is spliced from 2 exons. The coding region runs from base 71 to 391 and encodes 106 amino acids. Gene Ontology annotation, molecular function: structural constituent of chitin-based larval cuticle. Gene Ontology annotation, cellular component: chitin-based extracellular matrix. The record is from RefSeq and is a predicted model, not a curated record.
ACUUCGGUCUUACAGUACACACACAUUGCACUUCCAGGCAGUUAAUUACAAAACAACCAAUUCUUUCAAUAUGCAAUUCGCCGUAGUUUUCAUUGCUCUGUUCGCCGUGGUCUUGGCUGCUCCCAUCGACGACUCAAAGAAUGCACAAAUUUUGAGAUACGAAAGUGACAAUAUUGGGGUUGAUGGAUAUAACUUUGCGUAUGAAACAAGUGAUGGUGUAUCCCGUUCAGAAAGUGCUCAACUCAAAAAUCCAGGAACAGAAAAUGAAGCUAUAUCUGUUCGUGGUACUGUUUCUUGGGUUGCUGCCGAUGGUCAAACAUACACUUUGAAUUAUUUGGCUGAUGAAAAUGGUUUCCAACCUGAAGGUGCUCAUUUGCCAGUUGCCGCUUAA